Mytilus trossulus (common blue mussel) is the source of this 1850-nucleotide messenger RNA. RefSeq names its product betaine--homocysteine S-methyltransferase 1-like. Gene Ontology annotation, molecular function: methyltransferase activity; zinc ion binding. Lineage: Eukaryota; Metazoa; Mollusca; Bivalvia; Mytilida; Mytilidae. The record is from RefSeq and is a predicted model, not a curated record. The coding region runs from base 175 to 1239 and encodes 354 amino acids. The transcript is spliced from 7 exons.
CAAAUUUCUACCAAAACCUGAGACACAGCCUAUUUACUGAAUCUUGACCUUAAAUAGAUGAGGAUUACACCUUAUGUAACACGAACAGGUCAUGGAUAGGUACAUUUAUUCCGAUAAAUGAAAGAUAACACGCUUUUAUAAACGAAGUACACACUUUCACAGAAUUUUAACUGCAUGUCAAUGUCUACUUCAGAUUUUAUUCAGAGAUUAAAGAAUGGUGAAAACAUACUCAUCGCAGAAGGUUAUCUUUUCGAAUUUGGUCGAAGAGGAUACCUGAAAUAUGGUGCUAAUACACCGGAAGUAGUCGUCGAAAAUCCAGAACUAGUUGAAGUGAUGCACGAGGAGUUUGUUCAUGCAGGAUCCGAUGUUGUUGAAGCUUUCACUUAUUAUGGUCACAGAGAAAAACUAAAAAUAAUAGGAAGAGAAGAUGAAUUGGAAAAGCUUAAUAAAACUGCCCUACGGAUAGCUAGGAAAGUAGCAAGAAAACACAAUAAGCUGUUUGCAUUUGGAUUGUGUAAUUCUACUGUGUUUGUACCGGGAGAUGAAAAGGCUAAUGCUAAAGUCAGAGAUAUGUUUAAGGAACAAAUAGAAUGGGCCGUAGAGGAAGGUGUUGAUUAUAUCAUAGGAGAAACUUUCAAUGCACUUGGUGAAGCAAUGCUUGCAUUGGAAUGCAUUAAAGAGUAUGGAAAAGGGAAACCAGCAGUUAUAACAAUCGCUGCAUAUUUCCCGGAUAUAACCACAGACGAUGUACCUAUACCAGAGGCAUGCAGAAUUCUAGAAGAAAACGGAGCGGCUGUUGUAGGCCUUAAUUGUGCAAGAGGUCCGGAAACAAUGCUUCCUUUACUAAGAGAAAUACGAAAAACCUGUAAAGGUCCAAUUGCUGCACUGCCGGUUCCAUUCCGUUGUACUGAUGAAUACAGAACAUUUCAGUCCCUGAAAGAUCCAAAAACAGGUAAACAUCUUUACUUAAAUGAUUUAGAGAGUGUCAGAUGUAAUUCUGUCGACAUACGUCACUUUGCUCAUGAGGCCAAACAGAUAGGUGUGCAAUACAUUGGUUUAUGCUGUGGUAACUUUGCCUCCUACUUUCGUGAACUAGCAGAGGUCUAUGGCAGAACGCCCCCUGCAUCCCAUUAUUCACCGGAUAUGUCUAUGAACUCCGUUUUUGGGGAUGAGGAAACUGGAGUAACUAAUGCCCUAGCUGCUAAGAUGAAGGAAUUCACGCUAGGUAUCAAGAAAUAAUUGGAAACCAAAGUGUUUCGUCGAUUUUUUUUUUAGAAAAGAAUGAUUUAUAUUGGGUGUUCAAAUAUAACACUAUCGACAAUAUUGAUGAUAAGAAAGUGAAUCAAUUGUCUGAAAUUAUGACACUAAUUCAUGGUUUUAUGUUAAGGCUAACUAAGUUAACGUUCUUAUAUGUGUCGGUAUACAUCUUUAAUAGUGGUGUUCUUUGUGAAUAGUGCCUGAUUAGAUGUAACGUGACGUCGUCAUCAUGUAAAACGUCAAUUUUGUAUUUACGUUUUUCACUACCAACUAGAUCGAAGAUUGAGUAAUAGAUCAAAACAAAAUUGUUUGACCAUAUGAUUUUAUUUUAUUAUUAAAACAGAAAUUAAAGCACAAAACAUGAUUAGAUAUUUAUCGACAAAUACAAUAACGUGUUUUCAGAUUACAUGUACUUUCUAUAUACAACCUUUCACUAUUAUGGCAAGAAUUCAACCAGAAAUUAUUCAGAAAAUAAAAGAGAAAACUACAUUAUCGGCCCUUUUGUGAGUUACACUAGUUCAGGAGCCAACGUUGUGUGAAAAAGUUACCAAAAUGUAUGACCAAGUUAAUUGCUAUUAAAUAUUUUUCCUGAA